AUGGGGAAUAACAUUUCAAGUACAACUGCUUCGAUAGCGACGGCGGGAAUUGAUAGUUACGUUAGUGAACUAGUAGAUAUUCAAUAUGAAAGAAGCUUAAGUAGUGCACGUUUUAUGAAAACUAUUCGUGGUCGUCAUAAAGAGGGUGCCGUUGUUGUAAAAAUAUUUAUUAAACCAGAACCUGGGUUGUCCUUAUCAAAUAUUGCAAAAGCACUUCAAGAGGAGAAAGAUGCCUUAUCAGAAGUUCCAAAUGCUUUUGCAUAUCAACGAAUAUUAGAAACAGAAAAGGCUGGAUAUCUAAUAAGACAAUUUUUCUUUAAAAAAAAAUGGAUAACAUAUCAAAUAUUAUGUGGAGUACAUGAUGCUCACACUAGAGGGAUUUAUCAUGGAGAUAUUAAGACGGAGAAUGUUCUUGUGACUUCAUGGAAUUGGGAUAAUCCUGCAGAUUUUUCGUUUUUUUUCGAUACUUCAUCAAGAAGAACAUGUUAUCUUGCUCCGGAAAGAUUUUAUAAACCUGGGAGUGAAAUUGAUAGGAGAAAGAAUGAUUUGGAAUUUGGAGAGAAAGAUGGAGCAAUAACACCUGCAAUGGACAUUUUUUCUUUAGGUUGUGUAAUUGCAGAACUUUUUUUAGAGGGAGCACCGAUAUUUUCCCUUUCACAGCUGUUUAAAUACAGAUCUGGCGAGUAUGAUCCUGAAUUAUAUUUAAAAAAGAUCGAGGACGAAGAUAUAAAGGCCAUGGUAAAACAUAUGAUUAAUAUAGAUCCAUCUCAAAGAUAUACAGCAGAACAAUAUCUUCAAGAAUGGCGUGGGACAGCAUUUCCACAAUAUUUUUAUACUUUCCUUCAUCAAUAUAUUGGGUCAGUUACCGAUCCGCAUAAUCAAUCUCAUCAAAGGCGAAUUAUUUCCGCCACGAACAAUACAGCCUUCUCUAAUAAAAGAUAUGAUUUAAAUGAACCUAAUAAUACAAUUGUAAAUACUGAUGCGGAUGAAAAGAUUGAGAGAAUCUAUCAUGAAUUUGAUAAAAUAGCAUUUUUCCUUGGAUUUUUUGGCGAUAAUUCCUCAUCAGAAUCCGAAGUUGUAGUUGUUCGAGGUCGUGGUGAUAAAUUUGGAGAAAGUUCUCGCCCAAUUGAAAUUCAACUUCAUAUACCAAAUUAUGAUCCAACGACAGCUAGCAAAAAAAGAGAGAAACAUGCUGAUGAUGGGGCACUAAUUUUCCUCUCUUUAAUAUGUGCUACUAUUCGAAACACUGCAUAUCCAUCCUCUAAACUUCAUGCGCUGGAUAUGUUGCUCGCUAUUGGUCAGCAUUUGGAAGACGAAUUCAAAUUGGACAGAUUAGUUCCUUAUUUGAUUGCUCUGUUAGGAGAUGAUGUCGGUCUUGUCCGUGCGAAUGCCGUUAAAACCCUGACUCAUUUGCUAUCGAUGGUAGAGACGAUCACACCUUCAAAUGCAACAAUUUUCCCAGAAUAUAUAAUGCCAAAUUUACUAAAAUUUGCUACUGAUUCAGAAGUGCUCGUCAGAAUGACAUAUGCUCAGUGCAUAACUUCUUUGGCCGACACUGCUUUACGAUUUCUAGAUUUAACACAAUUAUUUAAGACAGAAUCUUUAAACUCUACUGAUAAUGAUACGGACAUUGAUAGUUCAUAUGAAGCGACAUAUGAUGCAACCUUACAUGAACUCCAUUCUAUAAUACAAGAUCAAGUUUCCACACUGUUAACAGAUUCAGAAAGUGCGGUAAAACGUGCUUUAUUAUCCAAUAUUACUAGCCUAUGUGUUUUCUUUGGUAGACAAAAAGCCAACGACGAAUUAUUAAGUCAUAUGAUUACUUACCUAAAUGACCGAGAUUGGAUGUUACGAAGUGCAUUCUUUGAGAGUAUCAUUGGUGUUGGAACUUUCGUGGGAGGUCGUAGUUUAGAAGAAUAUAUUUUACCUUUAAUGAUUCAAUCUCUCUCAGAUUCUGAAGAAUUUGUGGUAGAGAAGGUACUAAACUCUCUAACAAGCCUUGCGGAGCUUGGUUUAUUUCAAAAAAUGAAAUUAUGGGAGUUGUCUGCGAUUGUUUCUUCUUUAAUGUGUCAUCCUGGUAUAUGGAUUCGAUAUGGUGCUAUCGCAUUUAUAGCUUCAGCAGCUAAAUUAUUACCCGCGACUGAUGUGUGGUGCAUAGUUUAUCCGAUAAUAAGACCAUUCUUGCAAGCUGACAUCUCUGAAAUAACCGAACUUCAAUUAUUAGAGAAUGUUAAAGAACCGAUUCCAAGAUCUAUUUUUGAUGCAGCAGUUUCUUGGGCUAGUAAAGCUACUAAGUCGUCAUUUUGGAAAUCGGCUAAAGAAAGGAAAGCAAACAGAGUGGCUACAGCUACGUUAUCAGGUAGUUCAAGUGUCACUAAUUUAUUAUCAAGAAGAACAUCUACUCUGGCAGUAAAUACCGGAAAAGUUAGUAAAUCAGAAGACGCUAGACCAAACGAAAAUAGCAAUUUAGAGGAUGAAAAUAUUGUAUUGAAAAAUCUCGGAAUAACUCCACACAAUGUAUUUGUUAUGCCAACAACUGCUGAUGGACAUACAUUUACUAAUUCUCAUAUUCCAAAUCUUAAUAAAGCAAAUGUUGUAGGCACCCCUAGCGCACAGAAUAGUAAAGGUUCCUUGCUUGAACCUUCAGGUACUCAAGUUCCUCGUAUUUCGAGCGAAAGUAAUCUUCAAUUACUUUUACGACCAGAAGAUCAAUGUCGAUUGAUUUCUACAAGUUUAGGUCAAAUGAGGAAUAAUAAUAACCUUGGGCAAAAGUUUGCGAUUAAAAACCAACCUACAACAUCAAUUGCUUCUGAACCUCCUUCUCCCACAUUACAUCAUCAUAAACAUAUUCCUCCACCUUUAACGGUAAAUAUAACGAAUGCUAAUCAAUCAAAUUCUGUAACAAGUGUUGCAACACCAUUGCGGGAUUGGCAUUUGUCUUUUGUUGGAAAGCCUAUUGAAAGUCCUAAAGCUGCAGCUGCUACUAGUACAAAUACUACUACUGCAAUUGCAACUUUGGAAAUACCUUUUCCUUACACUAACAGGCAAGGACCGAAUGGUACUUUCUUAAAUUCGGUUAUAUCAGAUAGCCUUCCAAGGAGAAAUCUUGAAGCAUUUAUUUCCACCACUUAUGAGGGUAACGAUAGAAAUGUAAAGAAUCUAUUAGAUAAUUUAUAUUUUGAGGCAAAUCCUGAACCAAUGCCAGAAUUUGGUCCAAAGGUGACAAAAAUGUUAAUUCCGCGUACUCGAGGAUCAAGAACAGCAAAUGUCAAAUCGAUCUCAAAUUGGAGACCUGAUGGUACCCUGGUAGCACAUAUGACUGAACACAAAGGUGCAAUCAACCAAAUUUGCGUAUCACCCGAUCAUAAUUUCUUUGCAUCAUGUUCAGAUGAUGGUACAAUCAAGAUUUGGGAUUGUUCUAGAUUUGUGAAGAAUUUCAAUAAUCGAUCGAGAGUUACUUAUAACCAAGGAGGGAAAAUUAAAUGCAUGACAUUCAUCGAUAGUACACACAGUAUUGCUUCGGCAUCCGAUAACGGUAGUAUUCAUGUGUUCAGAAUUGAUUAUACUCCGGGCACGAAUUCACCUAAAUAUGGAAAGCCCGUUAUGGUUAGAGAGACUUGUUUGGACGGAGAAUAUGCAGUAGCGAUGGAACAUUAUGAAAUUGGCGUCGAGUCUAUACUCUUAUAUGCCACAUCCAAAGGAAAUAUAUGCGGAUUAGAUUUGCGUACAAUGCAAGUCGUAUGGACCUUUAAAAAUCCUAGAAGUCAUGGGGUAAUUACAGCAAUUGUUACAGACAAGAAAUACAGAUGGCUUCUUAUUGGAACGUCUCGGGGUAUCUUUACAUUGUGGGAUCUUCGGUUCAGAAUUCAAUUGAAAUCAUGGGUUCAUCCCACCAAAAGUCGAAUCAGUAAACUUUUACUACAUCCACAAGCUGGAUCUAAACAAAGAUGGUGGGUUAUUGUUGCAGCAGGAAAGAAUGAAGUAUCUGUUUGGGACGUAGAAAAGGUUGAAUGUAAAGAAGUUUUUGGUGUUCGAACCGGGAAUGAAAAAACGGGUGGAGUUUCGUUGGACAUGUUUAAAGCUUCAGAUCCUCCUGGACCGAGUGAUAUAUUAAGGAGUGCUUUCACGGCCCAUGAAGGCAGUUUUUCAGCAGACAAUUCUAUACGGGCAAUGAUUUAUCCACCCGAUUGUAAUUAUAUGAUUACGGCCGGAUCCGAUCGUAAAAUUCGAUUUUGGGAUAAUAAUCGUAUAGAAGAGUCAUACAUUGUUGUUGGGUCUGAUAUAGAUGAACCUACCUCGUAUAGUACAAAGCAAUUUGAUGGAAUAAACGUCCACUAUGAAAUUCAUCGAGUCAUGAACACUGCAACAUCAAACUCGUCAUUUACAAAUUCCAAUAAUAGUAGUUCGGGAGGAAGUUAUAGUGGUAGCAGCGGUAGCAGUAAUAGUAAACGAUCAAAUAAAAAUAAUACCCAUAGUGCAAGAAAUCAACUAAUUACAGUUCAACAACAACAAUUACUUAAAAAUCAUUUAGAUUGUAUAACAGAUUUAAAGGUUACAGAAUUACCACAUCCAAUGUUAAUAAGUGGUGAUAGGGAUGGAAUAAUCAAGGUAUUUUUGUAA
Molecule: messenger RNA, 4620 nt
Organism: Funneliformis geosporum
Lineage: Eukaryota; Fungi; Glomeromycota; Glomeromycetes; Glomerales; Glomeraceae
Source: the annotation of a GenBank genome assembly